AUGAGCAGCGUGAGGGGGUAUCACAUGUUCCUUGCCUUCUGCCUUAUUCUGCUCAACUUUGGCAGCCUGCAAUGCCUUGUUUUAAGACAAGUGGACGAAAGGCAUGUAAGACAACUGCAUCUGGCAUCACCAGCAGGGAACAGCUUAGCAAACACAAAUGCAUCAAAUCCAGAGGGUAACUUAAGCCCAUCCAUGAAUAUAUCCAGUGCUCCUGCAUCUGAAAGCCUUUAUGGAACCUCAGUGGAGCCAUCCGGGAGGUCAUUAAACAGAGCCACAACCGUAAAAACAACCUUGCCAACCAUUCUGCAUGUUCACAAUCCCUUGGAGCACCCCAAUAUUGAUGCUUUUGCCAGCACAAGUCUGGAGAUUGCUGCAGAAAGCAAAAGGCAAAUCAGUCUCAAAGGGCCCGAUGAAAAACGUGAUAAAUAUGGGACACAGGAAGCUUUGACUGCCACCAUUGUGACAAUUCCAGAUCUUCUUGUUGAAGAUGAUACACUUAGCAGCUCUGCAAAAGAAACAGUGGAUGGAGGUGGGGGAGAAGGAAAUUUGGAUGGGGAUUUGUUUACACCAGGCACCCAUGUUGACCCUUCAGACAAUCCCCAGGUAACUAUCCCCAAAGUAAUAAAUAGUUUUCCCGCUACAUCAUCAAGCAACCUCUUCAAAAAUCCAUUUCUUCCAACGAGCCCACCAGUUGAUUUGACGAAAGGAUCUGAUGGAAGUAGCUUCCCAACAAUCUGGAUGGGCACAGAUGCUGCUCCGGAACCCAGGAUGUUGCCAGCAGAUGCCUCCUUAAAUUUGGAAGGGGAAUACUCAGAGAACCAAGGGCACUUCAAAGGCAUCUUAAGCACUACCAUGAUGGCCCCUGCAGGCUUGCUGCUAAGUGAUGAGUGGGAUGAUACCAAAUUAGAGCCUUCCAGCCAGGCGAAAGCUAUGCAUCCUCUGAAGAUAAAUCAACCUCAAAUAGUGCAACCAACAGGACAUGAGGACGAUGACGUGAAAAAGGACCUGUCACCAAGAUUAUUGGCAACCACGGCAAAAGGAAGCAAAGAUAAUCAGAAUGGAUCAGGCCAGAUACCUGUGCAGGUGGAGGAGUCAGCCAAUACAAGCUUGAAUCUUGGUUAUACCAUUGAUCCAUCUGAGAAGGUUGGAGCUCAGUCUGAAAGCCCAGUGGAAAAUGUAGAUCCAACAGUGAUCAUCAGGUCUAGAUUGUUUUCUGAGACUGUAACUACAACAGAUGCAACCAAAUCAGAUGUCUUCCAAACCUUAAGACACCAAUUAAAAGGAACAGCCACAGCCUUCCCUGAUGCUGCUACUGUGCCAUCACCUGUGAUCUCAGGAGGCCUGCCUACCCAGAAGAUUAUAGAAUCACAAAAUGUGAUGGAGAAAGAAAUAGAUUUGGCAACUCAGAUAUCAACAGUUUCCAGCACCUCCCAACUCUUGAGGAUAUUAGAAACUGUUGCUCCUACAGUGUCUCCUCCUUCUACCAAUCUCCCAGCGAAAAUGGUGGAAGUUGAAGAACCUGUCACCCUCCUAGAGAAUAAAGAGAUCAUUUCUGUUGCCUAUAUUCCUGCGACGCUGGCUGAUCUGAGGGUGCCAACUGAAAUGACUGUUGGCACAAUGGAGACGAUGACAUCUCUGCCUUCUUUGGCAUCUUCUACAAGGCAAACCACAGUUCUAGCUGCCCACCGAAUCACAACAGCUUCAACUUAUGGGCUGGAAAGGCUGGAAUCAGAAGAGGAAGAGGAGGAGGAAGAGGAUGAAGAAGAAGAAGAGGAGGAAGAGGAAAUGGAUGAGGAUGAAGAAGAGAAUGAUGAUGACAGAGAACCCAAUUUAAUAGAUGAAAACUUAGAUGAUGCUGACCUCUCCAGUUUUACUGUUCCUGGGGAGACCUCACAGGAGCCCUUGGAAGGACUGGAAAGUCCUGCAGGAGACCUCUCCGGAAUAUCCUAUCAUGUACCAAAUGCAAUUGAAUGGGAACAGCAGAACCAGGGGCUCGUGAGAAGCUGGAUGGAAAAACUAAAAGACAAGGCAGGAUACAUGUCUGGGAUGCUGGUCCCAGUGGGUGUAGGCAUUGCUGGAGCCCUUUUCAUCCUGGGAGCACUUUAUAGCAUCAAGAUCAUGAACCGCCGUCGCAGAAAUGGUUUUAAAAGACAUAAGCGAAAGCAGAGAGAAUUCAACAGCAUGCAAGACCGGGUGAUGCUUUUAGCAGACAGCUCUGAAGAUGAAUUUUGA
This is a messenger RNA of Protobothrops mucrosquamatus (brown spotted pit viper), 2232 nucleotides long. It is a transcript of the gene ARMH4, whose product is annotated as armadillo like helical domain containing 4. Bases 1 to 2232 code for a protein of 743 amino acids. Lineage: Eukaryota; Metazoa; Chordata; Lepidosauria; Squamata; Viperidae. The transcript is spliced from 7 exons. The record is from RefSeq and is a predicted model, not a curated record.